AGGAAAAUGUGGGCGGAGAUUUCCUGAAUCCUGAGCGUUCAACAAUAUUCCAAGGUAGUGGUGUUCACUCUCGGUCUAUAGGCAAGGCGGAAGAUAUAGCCCGAGGUAUUUCUUUGUUUCACAAUGCAUUCUUGGCACUGAUGGCCAAACAGAGCUCAACCCUUGCGGCGUUGCCGAGAGCGGAGGUCUGUGCCUACUGGGUGCUCUCUUUUGGCUCCCAUCUCUACUCAUUCUAUCAACUGCACAUAUUCUCCAAAGAGCAUGAAGCAGGAUUGGAGAGACAGUUCCAACUGGAGAAAGGCUUUCUAAUAUGGGGGCAUAAAAAGGACCCUACAGACUUUGAGUGGAGUUUCUGGAGUCACUGGGCUAGAAAGUCUUUGCUGUGGACUUUGUUGGGCCAUGCCGUGGUCUCCAGACUAGCCAGCUUCUUCAUUCCUAAGUUCAGAGUGACAGCUCUGUUGGCCUAUGGUCUCCUUGUGGCUUGCUGUGCAGUGGGGAUUAAAGGAUUGGGCGUGGUCCUUGGCCAUCUGGGCCUGUCAUUGGCUGUUGCCCAGCUGUGUAACCCUGCCCUGUCCUGGAGCUGUGCCCUGCUGCUACUUUCCACCCUCCACAUCCCCCAACUGCAGGAGAUACAGAGAAGCUGGUACCAGACAGAAGAGGAGUACUACCUCUUACUCUUCAGUGUGGCAGUGUGUGGCCUGCGCUUCAUCAGCUUCAGCCUGGAGCACUGCUGGCGCCCCCUGGAGGCUGGAGGACUGCAGCAGCAGGUCUAUUGGCUGACCGCUUACUCCUUCUACCAUCCUUUGUUCUUCAACGGACCCAUCCUCACCUUCAAGGACUUCCUCCAACAGAUGCAGGUACCUGUGAAGGAUCGUGGUGCUAGGAUUACGUUCCUCUCGCUGCUGGCCAACGCUGGCAGGAUCUGUGUGUGGUGGCUUAUAGCAGAGUACAUGAUACACCUGAUGUACAUGCACACUAUACAGGCCAACGAAACAUAUCUGGAGAUCCUGCCACCUUGGGCAUUGGGUGGGCUGGCCCUGGCAUUAGUCCAGUUCUUCUAUGUGAAGUACCUGGUUCUGUUUGGUGUUCCGUCUCUGCUAGCUGGACUGGAUGGGCUGGCCCCCCCGAAGCUACCACGCUGUGUCAGCAUUAUGCACAGUUUCACAGGAAUGUGGAGACACUUUGACGUCGGGCUGUAUCACUGGCUCAUCAGGUACAUUUACAUCCCAUUAGGAGGUUCUCACCACGGGCUGCUGUGGAAGAUGCUGUCCACGGCUCUGGCAUUUGGCUUUGUAUGUUUCUGGCAUGGAGGACAUGACUACCUACAGUACUGGGCUCUGAUGAACUGGGUCGGGGUGCUGGUGGAGAAUGGAGUGACCAUCCUCAUCUCUUCUCCCCUCUUCUAUCCAUCUAUUGAGCGCUGUAUCUCCCCAGCCAUGAGGCGGCGAUGUUUGGCUCUCAUCUCAGCCUUCUCCACAGCCAUGCUCAUUCUGUCCAACCUCAUCUUCCUUGGGGGAAACCAUGUUGGCAGGAUCAUGUGGAAGAGGGUCUUUAUACAAGGUUGGUGUACAGUGGCUCCACCCAUGUUAGCCUUCCUCUAUUGCUUUGCCCAGAUCGGACUGGAGUGGGAACACAACCCACCCUAAAUCACCAACCCCACAGAGACUGUUGGAAGGGAGGCAGAACUGACUCUUAAACACCAUCACACAGUGCUGACUCUGCUAUGUGGGGAGAACAACCCACCUUAAACCACCCCACAGUGGACUCGGGUAGCCUAGCAGUUAAGAGCGUUAGGCCAGUAACCAAAAGGUUGCUGGUUCGAAUCCUGAGCUGACUAAGUGAAAAAUCUCUGUGCCCUUGAGUAAGGCACUUCAACCCUAAUUGACCCUGUAAGUCGCUCUGGAUAAGAGCGUCUGCUAAAUGUUUUAAAUGUAAGUGGACUCUGCCAUGUGGGGAGAACAACCCACUGUAACCACCCCACAGUGCACUCAGCUAUGUGGGGAGAGCAAACCUGUCCUUUACUACCCACCCACAGUGGGGACUAUCAAUGAGACCUGCUGAGGAAAACACUGGACCCAUGUACGUAUGUGACUAUAAGAAAGUGACCUACAGUAUAAGAAACCUGUCCGCCAAACUACCUGUACCUAUGAGAACUGCUUCUUAAUAUUUGGGUGCAUAGAGUGAAACGCAUAUAUGGAAAAACAAUGGAUGCUGUUCAGUGGUAAUUUGUUGAUAACCUGACAGUGAGGCUUGCAGUAUCCAACCUUGGAUGUUUUGGAUCUGUUUAACCCCAAAAUCAGCAUUAUACAUCUCCUGGAAUGGAAUGGCUGAAAGCACCUCAGUAUAUUCCAUUGACUGCGCUAAUCCUGUAUCUGUCUCAUAGCACUAAAGGGAUCAGCAGAUCUGUGUCAGUUUAACUAACAUGUAGGGGGGAGAAAACCCUGCUAAUUAGACUAGCCUAACACUACUCUGAAAGGGAUUUAGGUCACAUCCAAAGAUUGCAUCCUAUUCCCUAGCUAGUGCACUACUUUUUACCAGGGGCAAUAGGGCUCUGGUCAAAUGUAGUGCACCAUAUAGGGAUCUAUUUGAGACAAGCUUAAAUGGGUCUUAUGACAUACCGAGAAUCAAAAAAUCCAGUCAAGAAGAGAAUACGAUCUGCAGCGUUAAAUCUUAAACAGUUUAUGAUAAGAAACCCGCCACACAAGCCUUUUCGUGACGGAUUAUAAGUAUAGCAAUAAUUUCAUCACACGUAAAGGUUGCUUCAAAGGGUGCCCCAUGUUAGUGUUAGUCAUGUAGGCUGUUCUUACUAAUAAUGUUCUUGUAUAGAGGCAGUUCGUCACCCAGUGAGCCGGCCCUAAUAUCUAGGUUGGCAGUGACUGACCUCGGAUCUACAUGGGCCAUUGUGUGUUCCUCCAUCACUGGAUCCCUCACUCCCUUUUCACUUUGUUUCUAUUUCUCUCUGUGUCCGACUGUCUCUUUCUCUCUGUGUGGAUAUCUGUAUCUUUCUCUAUCCAUCUCUGUCAGGGAUGAGGGCCCGGUGUCGUGUUAAUUGGAUGUUAAUGUGAUGUUUUUAUCCAUAGCGUUCAGUAAAUAUUCUGCUCCUUCAGGAGGCAGCCAGGCCAUGCAGGUGUUAUCCAGCUAGAUUCAACCCCUUGUCUGUCUCUUACCUAACACGAUUGGCUGGAAUGGAAUAAAUGGAACGGUAUCAAACAUAUGUAAACCACAUGUUUAACUCCGUUCCACUAAUUCCAUUCUGGCCAUUACAAUGAGCCUGUCCUCUAUAGCUCCUCCCACCAGCCUCCUCUGCUAUCACUGUACUAUAAGUGUGAGAUGAUGCAUGUGCAAGGGUUUGUUCUUCUACUGUUGAUGAUGAUAGGAGACUGUCCUGUAUCUUAUCAUUGUUAUAAUGGUGGCUUCACCUAUUGACAUGGAACUUUGUCUACUUACAUUUUUGCCCCUAUCAAAUAAAUAGUUAUUUCUUCAACAUCACA
Molecule: messenger RNA, 3491 nt
Organism: Oncorhynchus kisutch (coho salmon)
Lineage: Eukaryota; Metazoa; Chordata; Actinopteri; Salmoniformes; Salmonidae
Gene: hhat
Product: hedgehog acyltransferase
Exons: 12
Coding region: 141-1646 (501 amino acids)
Biological process (GO): protein palmitoylation
Cellular component (GO): endoplasmic reticulum
Molecular function (GO): palmitoyltransferase activity
Source: RefSeq, a predicted model, not a curated record